Messenger RNA from Trichoderma virens Gv29-8, 303 nucleotides. RefSeq lists its product as uncharacterized. The record is from RefSeq and is a predicted model, not a curated record. NCBI's taxonomy places the organism in Eukaryota, Fungi, Ascomycota, Sordariomycetes, Hypocreales, Hypocreaceae. Bases 1 to 303 code for a protein of 100 amino acids. The transcript has a single exon.
AUGAUCGACAAACUCCAAUGCCAAACUCACACCCGCACCCCCUGGGGCCAAAACCCUCACCGCUACGACUACCGCAUCCGCUACCUCGUCAUGGGCCUCCUCUGCGCCUCCGUCCUCGCCGUCUUCAUCGUCUUCAUCGUCAGCCUCGUCUUCAUCGGCGAUCGAGCAAUCAAGAACUACCAGCUCGCGCCUCCCGACGAUGGUCCCACGACAGUAGUUGAGCCUCCACCGACGACAAAUGCAACUAAUGCGAAUACUACGACAAAUAAUUCACCGUACAACAAGAGUGGCAGGGUUACAUGA